Molecule: messenger RNA, 1602 nt
Organism: Thecamonas trahens ATCC 50062
Lineage: Eukaryota; Apusomonadida; Apusomonadidae
Product: saccharopine dehydrogenase
Exons: 1
Coding region: 1-1602 (533 amino acids)
Cellular component (GO): cytoplasm
Molecular function (GO): saccharopine dehydrogenase activity
Source: RefSeq, a predicted model, not a curated record
AUGCUGCAUCUCCGUAAUGUGCUCCAGCUGACUCGGGGCUACGCCGCGCCCGUCCGUGGUCUGGCUGCCGCUGUGGCGGCCAGGUCGACCGUCUCAGAGCUGAGGGCCAAGCUGGUCGAGUCGGAGAGAAAGAUGGCGUCGCUAAAGCAUGCGAUGGCGCUGCAUCCGGAUCCGGCGCGGAAGCGGGUGGCAGUCCUCGGCGCAGGGCGGUCGUCCGGCCCACUCAUCCGCUACCUGUUGGAGCGGGCCGAGGACGAGCGGUGGUCCGUCCUGGUCGCCGACGCCAACGUCAAGCUGGCGGCGAGCAAGGCCGGCGAUCACCCUGCGGCUGCGGCGGUGGAACUCGACGUGGCCAACAAGGACGGCUUGACUGCGAUUCUGGACACUGCAGACGUGGUGGUCUCGAUGCUGCCUGCGUCAAUGCACGCACCGGUGAUCGAGAUGGCCAUCGGGUUGGGCAAGCCGGUGGUGACGGCGUCGUAUGCCACGCCCGAUGUGCGCCAGCAUGACGCGGCGGCAAAGGCGGCAGGUGUGCCGAUUGUCAUGGAGUGCGGCGUCGACCCAGGCAUCGACCACAUGUCCGCCAAGGCGCUCAUCGACGGCAUCCGCGACGCAGGCGGCGACGUCCGCGAGUUCCGGUCGUACACUGGCGGCCUGGUGGCGCCCGAGUCGACCACGGACAACCCUUGGAAGUACAAGCUCUCGUGGAAUCCACGAAACGUGGUUCUGGCCGGGCGCGGCGUCUCGACGUACCUGCAGGCAGGCGUGGUCAAGUUUAUUCCGUACAACAAGCUCUUCUCGCGGGCCAAGAACGUGGUUUUCCCCGACGGCACUACCUUUGAGGCGUACGCCAACCGCGACUCGCUGCAGUACAUCGACGCAUACGACCUGGCCUCGGCGUCGACCGUGCUCCGCGGCACGCUCCGCUGGCCGGGCUUUUGUGAGGCCUGGGAUGUCUUUGUCCAGCUUGGCCUAACUGACGACUCGUUUGCCAUGGAGGAUGCCGACCGCAUGACCUAUGCAGAGUUCCUCGCUUCGUUCCUCCCGUGGCGCCAGUCAGACUCGGUUGAGCUGCUCCUGGCGUACCAGCUGCAGCAGCCGAUGUUCUCGGCAGUGAUGGACAAGAUCCGCUGGCUGGGCCUCUUCUCCGACCGCCGCAUCAAUGCCAAGGGCUCGCCUGCCCGCAUUCUCGAACUCCUGCUGCAGCACAAGUGGCGCCUUCGUCCCGGCGAUCGCGACCUGAUCGGCAUGCUGCACAAGAUCGCGUACGUCGACGCCAACGGCGAGGCUCGCGAGAAGAUCUCCGCCCUCAAGAUCAAGGGCUCGGCUACCGACCCGGACAUGACCGCCAUGGCUACCACCGUCUCGCUCCCAGUCGCAAUUAUGACCAAGCGCAUUCUCAACGGCGAGACUUUUGGCCCGGGUGUCGUCAUCCCCACCGAGCGCAACAUCUACAAGCCCAUCCUCGCCGAGCUCGCCGACGACUUUGGCAUCUCGUUCGAAGACUCGGACAUUCCGCUCGUCGGCGGCAUCCACUCGGAUCACUUUCCCACCCUCGUCUCGCAGCCGGAGCCAUCCGCUGCCAUCGAGGGCUCUCUCUAG